Messenger RNA from Hypomesus transpacificus, 1727 nucleotides. RefSeq names its product putative nuclease HARBI1. Lineage: Eukaryota; Metazoa; Chordata; Actinopteri; Osmeriformes; Osmeridae. The record is from RefSeq and is a predicted model, not a curated record. The transcript is spliced from 3 exons. The coding region runs from base 1 to 1035 and encodes 344 amino acids.
AUGGCUGAAUUGGCUUUUUUUGAAGACGUUGCUCAACAGAGAAUAAGGAGGGAGAGAAUUUUUAGAGAGCACACAGACUUGCUGGCUAAUGGGGACGAGUGGCUGAUAAGCAGAUUCAGACUGCCGCGCGCUGUCGUGCUCGAGCUGUGCGCGGUGUUGGGCCCAGCUUUGGCGAGGAACACCCGGCGCAAUAACGCCGUGCCAGUCCCACUUCAAGUUCUGACCACACUGCGUUUUCUGGCAACCGGCACUUUUCAGAGGGAGUUGGCUGACAGGUCGGGGAUAUCUCAGCCAACCCUCAGCCGUGUUAUGCCAGACGUGUUAGGAGGAAUUGUAAGUUUGACACAUCUUUACAUCAAGUUUCCUUACACGGUGGCUGAACAGGCAAACAAAAAAGCGCAAUUUGCAGCAAUGUCCGGUUUCCCAAAUGUAAUCGGUGCCAUUGACUGCACUCAUGUUGCUAUAAGGGCGCCGAGUAUGAAUGAAAAUGCUUUCGUUAAUCGAAAGCAUUUUCAUUCAAUAAAUGUCCAAGUCAUUUGUGAUGCGGACAUGUUACUCGUAAAUGUUGUAGCUCGGUGGCCUGGGUCAACCCAUGACUCAUUCAUUCUGAGACAAAGCAGUGUUGGUCGGAGACUUGAGGCUGGGGCUGUGCGUGAUGGCUGGAUUCUGGGGGACAGUGGGUAUCCACUGAAGCAGUGGCUGCUCACGCCUUUCGCCAACCCCCAGAGCGCGGAGGAAAGGCAGUAUUACAUCAGCCAUACCCAGACACGGUCUGUGGUGGAGCGCACCAUAGGCCUGUUUAAAGGCAGAUGGCGGUGCCUAGACCGCACUGGAGGGAUGCUUUUAUAUAGACCGGAGAAGGUGUGCCAGAUGAUACGUGCAUGUGCUGUGCUACAUAAUAUGGCACAACUGCAAAAUGUGCCUCUACCCCCUGGAGCGGAAGCUGCAUGUGUUCGACCCGACCCCCAGCCCCAGGCAUUUCAGCCAAACGGUGCGGCUGUGCGCCAGCGUUUGGCUGUGAUGCGGCGGUUGUGAAAACACCAAACAAGUUUCCCUCUGCAUGGCAAGGACUGCGUCGGUGAGGACACGCCCGCUGCUGGAUGGAGAUGGAGACGGAGACGGAGACGGAGAGGCACGUGGAGGUUCAGCUGCAACACCCUCUCCACUGGAACAUGCAGCAACUAAAAAAAAAAGGGAUUUGUGUAAAUAAAGUGUUUUGUACAUACACGAGUGACUUGAAUGCAUUUAUUUUACUCAUUCCAUAAAAGCAAUUGCAAAUAAGCCUACAUACCCAUUUCAUCUGCUGGCACGUCGGUGUCCCCCUCCGCCUCUGUCACCACUCCACUCAAGAGGGACUCGCCGAUGAUGCCUGCCAGCCUCUCAUCAAGAGGGGUCAGUUCCGGCGUCCCCUUUCCCCCGCCCGUGGCAGACACGCUCUGGCGAUGGUGCGCCAGGCGCUUUUUGGCCUCGACUUUAAUGUCUGACCAUUUUUUUUUCAGUUCGGCCACAGUCCGAUCUUCUGAUGCAGUGGCAUUCACUGCCUCAGCAAGAGUUUGCCACUCCAAAGUUUUUUUGGCAUUAGUGACUCCCAUACUGUGCCCUCCAAACAAAAUCUUUUUUCUUUUCUCCACCUCCCCAACCAAAACUUCGAUCUCGCAGUCUAAGAAAUUUCUUUUUUUUGUUUUUUUUCCUGCGCUUGCCAUGUUUCUUUCUCUGCUGGCCCAGAA